CCAAAGGACAUUGAGAGUAUUCGCACAUGUUUGCUGCGCAGAAGCCAUUUGAAUAAAGAUGAUGCUAUUAGUUCAGCCCAAUUAUUAACUGGUCAAUGCAAGGACAAUGUUGUUUUCUUUCAGCCUUUUACCCAAGAGAAUGAUCUUAUAAUUAUCCUUCAGACACCCAACAUGAGAGAUAAUCUGAACCGACAUGGAAAGAACAUUAUAUUUUUGGAUGCCACUCAUUGCGUCAACCAGUAUAAUUUUCCACUUUAUACACUGGCUAUAAGAGAUGACUAUGGCCAUGGAGUUCCUGUUGCCUUUAUAGUAACAAGCAAUGAAAAAGAGUCAACACUGGGAUUGGCUUUACAGCAAUUUAGGAGAGUGUGUCCUGCACCAAGGUGCUUCAUGGUGGACAAGGACAUGUGUGAGAUAAAUGCUUUGCGGAGAGUCUUUCCAGAGUCAGAUAUCCUUCUGUGCUGGUAUCAUGUUAUGCAAGCUGUUGUCCGUUGGCUUUCAAAAACAGACUCUGGAGUUAGUGGAUUAUCAAAUACUGAUGUCAGGACAGAAAUUGUUUCUUUCAUCAGAAAGAUGAAGCUUUGUACAACAGAACUUGACUUUAAGUCAACAGCUGAACAAUUCCUCAAGAGGUUUGAAGAUAUCCCAGCUCUUUGCUCAUACUUCAAGGAUCACUGGCUGGAAAUAGGAAACAUGUGGUCUGACUUUGGUCGAUGCUACAACCAUGCGGAUUCUGAUACAAACAAUCUUGUUGAAAGUAGAUUUUUCCAUCGCCUUAAAUAUCAGUUUUUGGGUGGCAUUAGGAACCGUAGGCUGGAUGAUCUUAUAAAAAUUAUCCUCAAGAAGACAGAUGGAUACUUCCAGGCCAUUCAAGAUUUGCAGGCAGUUGGAAGAAUGAACAAUGUUUCUUUGAAGUCAGGACAAAUACUUCACUCAGCAUCACGAUUGAUAGAGAAAGGUUGGCAGAAUAACAUUAAUCUUGUAUCCAACGACAUGUACCUUUAUGAAGUAACAUCAGAACAAACCACUGGUCUUACCUACAAAGUUUGUCCAUCUGAAAGUUUUUGUAGCUGCCCAAUGGGAAUCAGAGGACAUCAAUGUAAACACCUUGUACUUACUGAUUUGCUGCGUGAACAUGAUUCUCAGAAGUUCCCUGCUUUGGAUUUUCAAAUGAAUGCACAUGCUAGUGUAAUUAAGCAAAAUAAACUUUACUCAGUUCUGUGCUUUGACACUAAAGAGGUGGAUGUAAAAAGUUUAUGCAACGAGAGAAUUUACCACACUUCAGCAACAACACUUCAGUGUACCUGUUGUACAUACUCGCAUCAUGAGAAAUGUGCUUGCCUUCUCCUGGCAUGUGAAUUAUUUGAUAUCACGUUAAAAACAGCUGCUACUAUAGAUCAGGACACAUCACAGCAAGUCAACAUGGACACUGCUGCAAACCCCUCAAAACAGAAAUUCAGAUGUUAAAGGAAAUACUGGAGACUGUGCAAAAAUGGCAGUCAAUUCCCCAGCUCAUUUGCCACCAAAUAAAAGAAUUACACGACACUGUAACAAAUGGCUGCAAGACUGGACCUACAUGUACAGAAAUAAAUGUGGAUUUGACCAGGAAGAUAAGACCAUUGUUUCCACAAAGGGCAAAAAACAUGAAACGGAGAUAUGGAAAGAAUUUUAAAAGGCUAAAUACUAAAGCUAAAUACAAAAGUUGAAUGCAAAAAUGAUAGACAUCCAAGAUUUUGCAACAGAAUUUAAACAUGUUUAUUUUGUAAUAACUUCACAUAAAAGCAUGAAGAUAAAGAGACUUCUGUUUAGGUCUAUUGUUGAAAAGUUUUUCAUACAUUUAUGUAUAUAUGUACUUGUUUAAUACUAUUGAUCUGGUAAUGUCAUCUCUACAUUUAAAUUAAGCUGCAUAACCAUGUGAUAUUUAACAACAGUUCACAGUCUGAAUUUGUUUUAUAAAAUCAAUGCACAUCUACUUAAACUGACUGAUUAAAAAUGAGAUGACAACA
Messenger RNA from Triplophysa dalaica, 2006 nucleotides. RefSeq lists its product as uncharacterized. The record is from RefSeq and is a predicted model, not a curated record. Bases 172 to 1467 code for a protein of 431 amino acids. The transcript has 5 exons. NCBI's taxonomy places the organism in Eukaryota, Metazoa, Chordata, Actinopteri, Cypriniformes, Nemacheilidae. Gene Ontology annotation, molecular function: zinc ion binding.